Messenger RNA from Soboliphyme baturini, 212 nucleotides. NCBI's taxonomy places the organism in Eukaryota, Metazoa, Nematoda, Enoplea, Dioctophymatida, Soboliphymatidae. The record is from the annotation of a GenBank genome assembly.
UUGAUUUUCAGGUUCUGGUACGAGAACCCGGGUGUGUUUACAAGAGCUCAGCGGGCCGAAAUCGAAAAGGUAUCUUUGUCCAGGAUUUUGUGCGAUAAUCUUGCGGGACUGACGCGCGCACCACCCGAUGGCUUCGAUGUCAUGACGGACGCCAACAGUGUCCCCUGUUCCCAGAUCCCACAUGUGGACCUGAACGCAUGGCGCGAAUAGCA